AUGUGUGUUGUGACAAGGGUGCUGAGUGGACUGUUGACAUUUACAGAUGUGGCCAUCAAAUUCUCUCUGACGGAGUGGCAAUUCUUGGAUACUGCACAGUGGAAUUUAUAUAGGAAGAUGAUGUUAGAGAACUACAGGAAUCUGGUCUUCCUGGGUAUUACUGUCUCUAAGCCAGACCCGAUCACCUGUCUGGAGCAAGAAAAAGAGCCCUGGAAUAUGAAGAGACAUGAGAUGGUGGAUGAGCCCCCAGAUGGAGUCUCACUCUGUCACCCAGGCUGGAGUGCA
Messenger RNA from Piliocolobus tephrosceles (Ugandan red Colobus), 285 nucleotides. RefSeq names its product protein ZNF738-like. The record is from RefSeq and is a predicted model, not a curated record. Gene Ontology annotation, biological process: regulation of DNA-templated transcription. The transcript has 4 exons. NCBI's taxonomy places the organism in Eukaryota, Metazoa, Chordata, Mammalia, Primates, Cercopithecidae. The annotation marks the transcript as partial.